Messenger RNA from Silurus meridionalis, 2880 nucleotides. RefSeq names its product CMRF35-like molecule 5. The transcript is spliced from 7 exons. The coding region runs from base 1702 to 2541 and encodes 279 amino acids. The record is from RefSeq and is a predicted model, not a curated record. NCBI's taxonomy places the organism in Eukaryota, Metazoa, Chordata, Actinopteri, Siluriformes, Siluridae.
CAUGGUCUGAAUGUGUGUUUGUAGGGAGGGGUGCAUAAACGCAGGUAGCAUAAAGUGAUAAUAGUUUAACCCCGUUUGUGAGGUAAUAACUUUAUUGUGGGUUAUUUUGGGGAAGGGGGAAACUGUUUGAAAUGUUUUUUGUUUUUGUAUUUUUUAGGUGCGGCCAAAGAGCGCUAGCUGCUGUUUUGUUUAUGUUUUGUAUAUGCUUUUACACACCGUUUAAUAAACCUGAAUUAGCUUGUUGGGUUACAGGUUGGACCAAGCGGACGUCGCAGCUGUAAACCGCUGGAUUACUGAGUGUUUUAAAAGAUUAUCCUGCGCAGCGGUUCUGUGCUAUGUUUGAGUAAGGAAUUGGAUAUUUAUCUCUUGUGCAGGUGUAUUAAAUUAACAGACUUGGUAUUUUUGCUCCGUGAGCCGCUUGGACGCUUUUUAAAUAUUAAUCGGGAGUUAAUUGUGAAUUAUGCACUGAUUUGCUGUGUUCUGUCCCUUCUGUUACAAAGAGGAUUUAAUCUAGUCUCUUUUGAUUGUGGGUAAAUAACUGUUAAGCUGUAAAUGGUAUUAAAAUAUUUUUAAGCCUUCUUUUGUUUAAAUUUGCACUAUUUUUGUAAAGUCACGUCUCUGUCUUUAAUCCCUUCCGAACCAGAAGGGUCCUUCAUAUUUUUGUAACUUUCUUUGGUUUAAUUAUCCUUUUGGGUUCAAUCUAUUUUCCUGGGUGAAUAAAUAACCCAGGUGGUGUAGUCGGUUCCUUAUUUUUAAUACCUUUAACCAAGGGUUACACAUGUUCUAACACUUUGUGGCUGAUUUGCUGUCAUUCCCAAUCACUUCCACUUUGUUAUAAUCCCACUAACAGUUUACUGUGAAAUACUAUGAGAGGAAAAUUCACGACUGGACUUGGUGGAAUCCUAUCGCGGUACAACGCGAUAACAUUGAAAAGAAUAAUAUAAAAAAUGGGUUAAUUUUAAAUUAAAUUGCUUUUGCUCAUUGCUAGUGGAGUACAUGACUGUAAGAUGCAGGUCAUUUUAUUUACCACAGGAAUUCACUACUUUUUUCACUGUCCAACUGUUCAUUCCCUUCACUGCUAAUUCUGAGGAGGCACUGUGUGAACUCUAUGGGGCUAUUAGCAACCUGCAGAAUGUUCACCCAGAGAAACGCCAGAUAUUUCAACCAUACGUAUCUCAAAUCAGUGCUUUCUAAACUCCAUCAGCCAGUGGACUUUGCAAAGAUAGGCGAACAUGCUAGAUUUAGUUUACACAAACAUCCCCAGCGUGUAUCGUGUGGAUCCCUGCCCCCACCUCAGCUACUCAGACAACAUCUCCGGUCUGAGUAACCACAUCAAACCUGGCCAGCAGGAACCACUUCUGCUUCUUAAGACUGUUUUAAGUGCACCGACUGGGACAUGUUUAGGGAGGCUGAAAUCAAUAGUGAUACCAUCAACGUGGAGGAGUCCACAUCAUUAGUUACCAGCUAAUCUAAUCUAACCUAAAAACUCUGUGUUCUCUUAUGUAACUUUAUGUUGUGUGUUGUAGCUCUUUGAUGUUUAGAAAGUUUCUUGACUCUUGAUUUUUUUUUACCAGCAAAUGUGAUAGACAUUUUAACCAGGCACUUCCUCAGGGGCUUUGUCUCUUUCAUAACACAAAAAGACACUGCACUGUCACCCAGACAGAGAAGUGAGAAAGUGGAUGAUGACAAACAGCACUUAGAAUGAAGAUCCUCCUAAUUUUCAACUUCUGCCUGAUUAUAGCUGGAUCUGAUGCUGUAACUACAGUAACUGGAUACAGAGGAAGAUCAGUUCAGAUUAAAUGUCACUAUGAAUCUGGAUAUGAAAAGAACAACAAGUAUCUCUGCAGAGGUGAAUGUCCCCCUUGGCCUGCAAUUAAAGACAUUCCUGUUCAGUCUGGAUCUCCUGCUGAAGACACCAGAUUCUCUCUGUAUGACAACACAACAGCCAAAAUCUUCACCAUCACCAUCACUGAUCUGAGAGCAGAGGAUGCAAACACUUACUGGUGUGUGGUACAGCAGAAAGGGCCUAAUAUUUACACAGAGCUUCAACUGCUGGUUGUUGAUGAUCCUGCCAGAAGUUCUGUCUCACCAUCUACACACACCACAUACUCAGCUUCACCACAUAUCACAAGUCCAUCAGUGCAUACUGAGACACCUCCAGCUACAGUUACUGCAUUAGAGAAGGUUGAACACAAAUCCACUGCUGACUCAUCCAAUGAUGUUCCAGGUUUAACUACCUACCUCCUGCUCAGCACAGGGGCAGUGGUGUUCACUGUUGGUGUGAUGAUAGCAAUCUACUGCAAGAGAAAUCGCCCAGGUCCUGGAACGAUGACACAAUCUUCCAAAGAGACAAGUGAUGUUUAUGAAAAUUGCCCAAAUUUUAAUUCUCUUCAAGAAACAGUAAACACCAAUUUACCCAAAUCUGAAUGCAAGACUCCAGACCCAACCACCGAGCAGUCAGACACAAUCUACCAGAAUUCAUCCAAUACUGAUAAUCAAUCAAAUUCAGUCUACCAGAAUCUGACAGUCACAAAAAACUAAUAAGAUUAAGAUAAGAUUAAAAUGCUGGUGCAGUGUUUAUUGGUUCCCCAGCAGAUGUUUUGCCUCUGUGUUAAUCACUUGCAUUAACAUUUAUUUUUUGACUGUUUCUAAUUGUACCUCUGACCUUUUUUUAACACUUUUUUUUAACAAGUCUUCUUUGAUUAAUCCCACAACAUCUGAUGCCAAGCCUGCAUGUAACAAUGCUGUAUACUAAAUCAUACUAUACUGUAUACUAAUGUCUGUGGUUUUUAAGAAAUUCUUUUUAUUGUUUUUAUUUAUCAUUUCUUUAAAUUCAUUGCAUAUUACAACCAAAUCUCAAAAAGGUUGGGACACUGUGCA